AUGAAAAAUGGUGAGAAAAUCCUGGAAAUCUCCAGGAAGGAACUCUGGAACGAUGGAGUGCUUGACGAGGAUUUCGACAUCGAGAUUAUCAACCAAAUGGGUUGCGGUGAAGCUUUCGAAGGUGUAGCCGUCGGUGCCGACAUGUACCAUGUCCAAAAAGUCCGCGCAUUUAUUGGACCAUACUGUAAUGCAGAACUUGAUGCUGUCGCGAAAAUGGCAACAUUCUGGAACGUACCCAUUGUUGGCUACAUGGCUUCCUCCAAUGCUUUCGCAGACAAGUCUAUCUACAAGACUUUGGCAAGAGUUUCACUCAGAACCACGAACUCUCUAGCAGAAGCGGUUGCUGCUCUUCUGUUACAUUACAGCUGGACUAAGGUUGGACUGGUAACUAACACUGGUGCGCUGGCCUUCGAAAGGAUGCAAGCUUUCGAAGAAGUCUUCCAUAUGCGAAAGAUCACAGUUCUGAAAAAGAUUAUGUUCGAUGAAAAUGCCGAUGCGAAAGCAAUGUCACAGAGCGGUCUCCUUCAAGAAAUGGCUAACAAUGCUAGA
Messenger RNA from Cylicostephanus goldi, 549 nucleotides. The record is from the annotation of a GenBank genome assembly. NCBI's taxonomy places the organism in Eukaryota, Metazoa, Nematoda, Chromadorea, Rhabditida, Strongylidae.